GACGAUGCGUUGUGUUGUGGCUUUGUUUAAAAACCUUUUUUUCACCCAAAUCAAGGAGUUAUAACUCCUUGCCCAAAUAAUCAUGUUUCGGAUGGACUUACUUUGCUGAUUGGCUCAAGGCAAAGUGACGUCGCUGUAUAUGGGAAGUAGUCAAAGGAUGAUGGGAAUGAAAAUGGCUGACACAUAGACGGCGUUUACUCUUGGCGGGCGUUGGAGUUUGAUAAUAUUGCCUUUUAUACCGCUUGUCUUUAGAUAUGGCGGAAAAUAGUGAAGUGGCAUCAAACAAAGAAGGAAUUGUGGAGAAAUCUGCUGAUGAAAAUGAAAGUGAUGCAUCGGAGUUUGAUAUCAGCAAGUGCAUAGCUUGUAAGAAAGUCUCAGUCGAAACCAAACUUCUCCCGUGUUUACAUAUAUUAUGUAGACCAUGUCUUGAUAAAAACGAAGUAGAAAAAAAGAUUAAGUGUCCAGAGUGUUCCCAGGAGGCCAGCCUAUCAGAAACCUUGGAUAAUAUAUUUGCAAAGAUCUCUGCCAGCAUUGCUGAGGCAGGAUCGAAGGAUGAAGCUGAUAAUAAGUGCACAGGUUGUGAAGAGGAGGCCUCUGCCACAUCCUACUGUUUAGAUUGCACAGAAUGGCUGUGUGACCAGUGUGUGCAGGCACACAGGAGGGUCAAAGUGACCAAAGAUCACACCAUUGAACCAAAGGAUAAUGUUCAAACUGGCCAAUCUACCCACAGGCAUGAAAAGUACAUUUACUGUCCUCGUCAUAAACAGGAACCACUAAAAUUGUUUUGUGAAACUUGUGACAAGUUAACCUGCCGGGACUGUCAGUUGGCUGAACAUAAAGAGCACAAGUAUCAGUUUGUACAUGAAUCCUCUGCCCAGCAUAAGUUAUCUUUGCAAGGACUGCUACAGAAAAUAUGUGAUAAAGCAUCAAGUACUGCAAACGCCAAGCUUCUAGUGGAUAGAAGAAUGGCAGAAAUUGACAGUGCUGAACGCAAAUGUCAGGAGAAUAUUCAGGCUUUUGUUGGGAGUUUUAUAGAUGCAAUAAAAGCCAGGUCAGAGCAUCUGAUGAGUAACUGUGCUGCCAUCUGUCAGGCUAAAAGGAAAAGAUUAUCCAUGAUCAGUAAGGAUAUAGAGAGGCUGUCUGGGGUCUUGGCUUACUGUACCACAUUUACAGAGAGAGCUGUCCAGGAAGGAACCAACACUGCUUUAUUGUUUACAAAAAAACUUGUGGAAGAAAGACUGAAAAGUUUAAUCAGUUACAAGUGUGAGGCUCCAAACCCAAAACACAGUUUUAACAUAGAUUUUAAGCAUGAUCAGAGAAUUAUAGCUGCAAUUGGUCAGAUAGGGAAGUUGAUAGUGGAUGGGACACAGUUUCCUGGAUCUUCAAGACAAUCCGCUCCAACCAGCAAUGCAGUGCCCUCUGCUGGCAGUAAUGGCCCUAACAGCAUGACAGAAGAGCAAAAAAAGCAGCUGAUACAACUUUUCCAGUUGAAGCAGCAUCACAAACAACAGCAGCAACAACAACAGCAACAACAACAACAAAUGCAGAAGGUGCAGCAACAAGCUCAAAGACAACAACUGCCAUAUCCACCUCACCACCAGAGACCAAUCUACCCCAAAUCCUCUGUGCCCAUGUCAGCCAUAGCUUCCAUAGCUGGUCAGCAACAACAUCAACAACAACACACCAACAGAUUGACUCACUAUUCAAACAGUAGCAAUAACAAUGCAACAGCCCAUACAACAUCUACAUAUUAUCCACCAAGUGGAAUAUCACCAAACAGGACAGAAAACUCCUCUAAGAACAACAUGGGUGGGAUUACAUUAAGUCAGCUGCAACAUAUACGACAACAGAAGUUCCAGCAGCAACAACAACAGCAGCAGCAGCAAACAGGAGUUCCCAACGCAUCCUUAGGGUAUGCUCUGGUACAGUCAAGUGGAAAGAUGCUCAACCAGAUGUCCCCUUCCAUGCCACAUCAGUCUGUGGUAGAUUUGACAGCAUCUGCCAGGACACAGCUGCCUUACCAAUCCUCAGGUCAGCACAAGUGCCUAGGUGGAGGUCCAAUACAAUCCCAAAGUCGUUUGACUGACAGUGGCCUGGUACAGUCAAAUACUAGGGCAGGACAAAAUCCUGGUCACCUUACACCCCCUGUGACAAAUUCCAAUGACAUGAACAAUGCUGAAGCUCCUGAUGCUAGGUCGAUGAAAGUCAAGGCAGAGGCUAAAAGAGAACCUCCCAGUUGCAGCUUUUCUCAGUUUAAUGUGAAGCAAGAUUACCCAAAGCCAAUCUCAUCCCCUUCCAUGUUUCCUGAGCCGCAGAUAUUAAGAGAAGACCAAUCCUCCUCAGAAGAGCAAUCUGGCACAGACCAGCACUCUAGGCCCCCCUCUGAAGGCAGAGAGGAGAUGAGACAUUCUGACAGUGAACAACCAGGUAGCAGCGGAGGGUUUAAGAUGACCAAGGGCUUGCUGACACAGAGUGAAGAAGGUAGCCUCACUCCACCCUUAUCUGUGAGCCCCAGUCAGCGUGAGACACCCCAGCAAUCUAAUGACCUUGGAUUCACCGAUGAAGACCCCAAUGAAGACUGGUGUGCUGUCUGCCACAAUGGUGGGGAUCUGCUGUGCUGUGAUCAGUGUCCUAAAGUGUUCCAUCUCAGCUGCCAUGUGCCCGAACUUGGAACAGCACCAACUGGUAGCUGGGUGUGCGGCCUCUGUGACCCUAUAGCCGGGGAAACCACAGACAGAAGCCGGAGCAGCACUCCCACAGAUUCUGGAGACAACAAAAGGAAGAGAAAAGCUACCUCAGGGCUAAGUGGUCAUGAGCAGAAGAUUUGUGAGAGGAUUUUGCUGUAUUUGUUCUGUCAUCCAGACAGCUCUCCCUUCCAUGUGCCUGUUAGUCAUGGGGUUCCUAAUUACCACAAGAUAGUGAAGCACCCCAUGGAUUUCAGCACCAUUAAGUCCAAGUUGUCCCGCAAUCACUUCAACCAUUACAAUUGUGUGUAUGACUUUAUCUCUGAUAUCUACCAGGUACUGGAGAACUGUGCACUCUACAAUCCAGUAAGUAUUGUACUGUUUUCUGAUUUCUCUUCUGUCUCCGUGUUUAGUUGUAUGGUUUAAGCCUUGUGUAUGCAUAGGAAUGUGUGUGUGUUUGUGUGUGUGUGUGUUAUACUGUUUAACCCAUUGAUAGGUUUGUAGACUAGUUGCACUGAAAGCUGUUCCCUAUAUGUAGUUGUAGAAAAAAAAGGCCAUUGAAAAAAGUUGUGGACUGUU
Lingula anatina is the source of this 3263-nucleotide messenger RNA. RefSeq names its product E3 ubiquitin-protein ligase TRIM33. Gene Ontology annotation, cellular component: chromatin. Lineage: Eukaryota; Metazoa; Brachiopoda; Lingulata; Lingulida; Lingulidae. Gene Ontology annotation, molecular function: protein binding; zinc ion binding. The record is from RefSeq and is a predicted model, not a curated record.